AUGAGUGAUAUCACAGCUCGUAACCGCGAGCAUUUCGAUCAGGUUGCUUCCAGUCACCUGAACGACUGGGAACCUCUCAUACAGAGCGUCAUUGAGGAGUUGAGGGACAGGAGAUCAUGGAUCAGUGGCAAGCUGGGCGACGACAAGGCUUCGAAGAAUGAUACGGGGCCAAUCAAGCUACUGGACUACGCCUGUGGCUCUGGGACAGUCUCCAAGGCACCUCCCUAUGUCGACGAAACAGUAGGCGUCGACUUGUCCGACAACAUGGUCGCCGAGUACAACAAAUGGGCUCAAGGACAAGGGUUUUCUUAUGCCAAAGCCCACGCACUCCAGUUGGAUCUGCUGGCAGAGCCGCAGUCCACGGAUCCAGCGCUCUCCGACUUCGACGUUGCAGUCGUCUGCAUGGCACUCCACCACGUCGCCAACCCGGAAGCACUUCUGUGUAGACUAUCCAAGACGUUGCGACCGGGAGGGGUGUGUGUGGUCUUUGACAGGGUCUUUUCAGACGAGAGGCCUGAGUUGCGCGCAGACUUGCCCGAGCAAGCGACCAAAGUCCUGCAAACCAUCUCCAAGCACGGGUUCACAGAAGAGGAUAUGCGUAAGUACUUCGAAGGCGCCGGCAUGGCCAAGAACUUUGAGCAUGCAGUCAUUGCACGGCCGUUCAAGUUGACCAUGUUUGGCCAGGAGAUGGAGCUGAAAGGCUUCAUAGCGCGAGGGGAGGUUGCUUGA
Molecule: messenger RNA, 729 nt
Organism: Fonsecaea multimorphosa CBS 102226
Lineage: Eukaryota; Fungi; Ascomycota; Eurotiomycetes; Chaetothyriales; Herpotrichiellaceae
Exons: 3
Coding region: 1-729 (242 amino acids)
Source: RefSeq, a predicted model, not a curated record